CAGAGGCAAUUAUAGUGCACACGUCUCUUUUAACAUAAACAAGGAAAUAUAACUAUUCUGUGCAUCUGUUCAUCUGAGUCUACGCACAGUAAAAUGGCAGAAUCCAGCAUUUCAGUGGCUCAGGAUCAGUUCAGUUGUUCAAUUUGUCUGGAUCUACUGAAGGAAGCAGUGACCAUCCCCUGUGGACACAGUUACUGUAUGAGCUGUAUUUCAGGUUACUGGGAUCAGGAUGAUCAGAAGACAGUCUGCAGCUGCCCUCAGUGCAGACAGACCUUCAAUCCGAGACCUGCUUUAGGUAAAAACACCAUGCUGGCUGAAGUGGUGGAGAAACUCAAGAAGACAAACUUAGAAGCCGCUCAUCCUGCUCAAUGCUACGCUGAACCUGGAGAUGUGAAGUGUGACGUCUGUACUGGGAGAAAAUAUAAAGCCAUGAAGUCCUGCCUGGUGUGUCUGGAGUCUUAUUGCCAAACUCAUUUUGAGCGUCAUGAAGAAUUUCGCUCUGGCAAGCAACACAAAGUGACAGAUGCCAUUGGAGAAUUAAAAGAGAUGAUCUGCCCUCAUCAUGAUAAACUGCUAGAGAUUUUCUGUCGUACUGACCAGACCUGUAUAUGUUAUAUGUGUAUGUUGGAUGAACACAAAAGCCACGACACUGUAUCAGCUGCAACAGAGAGAACUGAGAAACAGAAACACUUGGUAGAAACACAGAAAAAAUUCCAGCAGAGAAUCCAGGAGCUUGAGGAGCUGAGAGAGACUGUAGAGUCUUACAAGCGCUCUGCACAGACAGCAGUGGAGGACAGUGAGAGGAUCUUUACUGAGCUGAUCCUCUCCAUUGAGAGAAGUCGGUCUGAGGUGACACAGAUGAUCAGAGAUCAAGAGAAGGCUGCAGUGAGUCAAGUUGAAGGACAACUGAAGGGACUGGAGCAGGAGAUUGAAGAUCUAAGGAGGAGAGAUGUUGAGCUGGAGAAGCUUUCACACACAGACAAUCACAUCCAUUUCCUCCAGAGUUUCCAAUCUCUCUCUGUUCCUCCUGGGUUUACAGAGUCACCAAAACUCAGUGUCAGUUCUCUUCCCUCUUUUGAUGAUGUUAGUAAAUCUGUGUGUGAUCUAAGAGAGAAACUGGUGAAUUUAUGCAGAGAGGAGAUAAUAAAGAUUUCUAAUCGAGGCAAAAAAACAGACAAACCUGCUUCCUCAGUGAGACACAACCAGAAAACUACUCCAGAAUAUAAGAGCAGGCAGGAGUUCCUAAAAUAUUUCCAGCGAUUCACUCUGGACCCAGACACAGCAUUUAAACAUCUUUAUCUGUCUGAAGGGAACAGAGUGCUAACUUUCGGCCAUAUACAGCCAUAUCCUAAUCAUCCAGAAAGAUUUGAUGCAUACGCUCAGGCGUUGUGUAGAGAGAGUGUAAGUGGACGCUCUUACUGGGAGGUUGGAUGGGCUGGAUAUAGAUGGCUGAGUAUAGGAGUGUCAUAUAAGAGCAUUGAUAGAAAGGGGGACAGUAAUGCAGUUAAACUUGGAAGUAAUAGUCAUUCCUGGUCUAUGAUGUGCUUUCUUGGCAACUGUAAUUUUUGGCACAAUGGUGGAAUAAUUUCGCUUCCUCCAAUCCCCUGGCCCUCUAGAAUAGGAGUGUAUGUGGAUCACGGUGCAGGAACUCUGUCUUUCUACCAUGUCACUAACAAAAUGAACCUCAUACACAGAGUCCACACCACAUUCACUCAGCCUCUCUAUCCUGCGUUCUGGAUAGAUCCUGGAGUAGGUGUGAGACUGCUUGAUGCUUAAUAAUUUUAGGGUUUGAGUUUCAGAUUAAUAUAAUGGUUAUAAAAUAGGAAUAGGAAUAACAGGCCGUCCAAACUGAGUCCUGGAGGCCCUGUGCCCUGCAGAGUUCAGCUCCAACCCUAUACACAAGCACACCUGAAUUAGUGAAUUAAGCUCCUACUAUGCAUGUUAGAAACUUCCAUGCUGGUUUGUUAAGGCAAGUUCGAGCUAAACUCUGCUGGACACCAGCCUGCCUGGACCAAGUUUGGACAGCCCUGACCUAAAAUAAUACACUAUGAUUGUGUAAGGUUGAUCAUUCUUUUACAUUAUUUGUUGAUAGUUAUUUAGCUGGUUAAAUAUUGGCCAAUAUAUCCUAUCUGAUAGACAAAAAUACUUACGUAAAGACAUAAUCGUGAACAUGCAUUUAAUAAAAAACAAAUGUAUUCUGUAUUUAAAAUGCAGAUGACUGCUGAUUACUAUUGUUUCCGAACGCUGUAUUUGUAUCUGUAUUUUCAUGUGAUCUUUUUGUGCUGACACUUGAUUUCAGUCAAAGCCAAACGCUUUCAAAACAAUUAUAGACCAAAAGAGUUUGCAAAAGAAUCAAAUAGUGAAAAAAACAUGGCUGACAUGUUGACCUUUUUUAGUGCCAAGCUAACUACAGGCUUGUUUGAGAUGUGCCUUACCUCGUCUGAAAUGUAGGCAAGAGUACGCAGCUGCAGUGAGGGCAGGACAUUUGUACUUUUUUGUAAUUUAUUUGAAUAAAUAAUCGCAAUGAAAUCAGGUAAAAAAAUAAAACAUUUUAGAAGAGAAUGCAGCAUCACAGUUGUCUGAACCAAUGAGCAUUAAGCUUGUGUCACCAGUCAGUCAUUACCCAGCAUGCUUUUGGUCAGCACAGUCGGUGAUGAAGUAUCUUUAUAUCCUCAUAUGCUAAUUGUGUUGUGUUUUUGUUUUUUGUUUUUUUUUCAUUUUUCUUCAUUUAUAAUCAUUUAUUUA
Messenger RNA from Puntigrus tetrazona (Sumatra barb), 2745 nucleotides. Its product is annotated as E3 ubiquitin/ISG15 ligase TRIM25-like. Gene Ontology annotation, molecular function: zinc ion binding; protein binding. Lineage: Eukaryota; Metazoa; Chordata; Actinopteri; Cypriniformes; Cyprinidae. The coding region runs from base 94 to 1776 and encodes 560 amino acids. The transcript has 5 exons. The record is from RefSeq and is a predicted model, not a curated record.